AUGAUUUUGAACAAAAUGUUAUCUGUUCCAGGUUUGGCCUUGCAAAUACAGUGUUACCAGUGUGAGGAGUUCCAGCUAAAUAAUGACUGCUCUUCUCCAGAGUUCAUCGUGAAUUGUACAGUGAAUGUUCAAGAUAUGUGUCAGAAAGAAGUAAUGGAAAAAAGUUUUGGAAUCAUGUACCGCAAGUCCUGCGCGUCUUCAGCCGCGUGUCUGAUCGCCUCUGCUGGGUACCAGUCCUUCUGUUCUCCAGGGAAGGUGAACUCUGUUUGCAUCAGCUGUUGCAACACUCCGCUCUGCAAUGGACCCCGGCCGAAAAAGAGGGGGAAUUCUGGUGUGGUGCCAAGGGCACAAGUGAUGACCACUGUUCUGCUUCUUAAAUUUACUCUGUUGUUUUUGUAUUGCUAAACUUCAAGCAAGUUUGGUGGUUUGUUUUUUGGUUUUUUUUUGCCCCGACACAAUUCAUUCUGUCUCCUCCUUUCUUCAAAGACACUGCAAUUAUUUUCUGUUUGUUUCCAAAUCCCUGUCAACAGCGAGGGAAGUUCAGUGGUUGUGUGGAGAGAGGGGCUGAUAUUUUUGGCAGCUAAUGAGUUCAGUUAGCAGAUUGAAUUUCCAGUGUGCACUUAAAAAUCCCAGCAGGAUACAGAACUCCUGCUCUUUUUGCAUAACUGGAAACAAACCCAUCUGUGUUAUUCCUUUUGAGAUGUAGUCACUUUCCUGGGUCAUUUUAAUUUCCGUGUUUUUUUAAGUUCAUUGCUAAUCAUUAACUUUGCCUUAUGAAGUCAUACUUGAUGUUCACAAAGGCCGUUCUGUGCGUCUGGACCAUGCUCUGAGCUAGUCUCGAGGGGCACUGCUUCCAGGCUGGGCUCUGGUGAUUCAGGACCUGGCUUCUGUGGACUGCAGUCAGGCGUGGGCUCCUUCUGGA
This is a messenger RNA of Manacus vitellinus (golden-collared manakin), 922 nucleotides long. It is a transcript of the gene LYPD1, whose product is annotated as LY6/PLAUR domain containing 1. Gene Ontology annotation, biological process: acetylcholine receptor signaling pathway. The transcript is spliced from 2 exons. Gene Ontology annotation, molecular function: acetylcholine receptor inhibitor activity. The coding region runs from base 1 to 405 and encodes 134 amino acids. The record is from RefSeq and is a predicted model, not a curated record. Lineage: Eukaryota; Metazoa; Chordata; Aves; Passeriformes; Pipridae.